Messenger RNA from Moesziomyces aphidis, 1224 nucleotides. The record is from the annotation of a GenBank genome assembly. NCBI's taxonomy places the organism in Eukaryota, Fungi, Basidiomycota, Ustilaginomycetes, Ustilaginales, Ustilaginaceae.
AUGGCGACUCAAGCACCAGCGCGCAGACGUGGCGCCAAGCUCUUUUUCGUCUUGCUUAUUAUGGGGAUGCUCGCAAUUCUGGCUCAGGCGCUUCCAUUGCAGGACGAUUCUUCUAAUCAGGCGAAAGGCAAGCGCUCACCCAUGCCGACACCUUUGCCCCGCAUCCUCUCUCUCAGCCCGCGAUCGACUCCAGACGAAGUAUAUGCAUUCUACUCCCCACGCGACGUCGUUCUGGACGAUUUCGCCGACUCAAACGGGCUCGAGAAACGUGGCACGCCGACGAAGCGUCAGGACCAGCCCUCGGUCCCGCUCUCGUCGCUCGGCCCACCCACGUUCCCGGCCAACAUUCCCUCGUGUCCCAAGUGCGAGGAGCGCUACUCGUCGCUUUCAUCGUGCAUGGGUGCCAGCUCAGUAUUUGCCAACGCCACGUCAAUCUUUUCCGAUCCGGUGGCGUACAUCAAUGUGAUCAAGUGCGCCUGCACCGACACGUUCCAGGCGGUGUAUCCGCAGUGCCUCGACUGCUUCCAGCAUACGGACCAGUGCUACUACCUCGGCACGGACCCGCAGGGGACGGGCGCGAACAAGGUCAUCAGCAACCUGCGCAGCAUCUGCGGCCUCGGCUCGGCGCUGCUCGGCGGCGUGGCGAGCGCCAACAACAAUAUCGGCACCAACGUGCCCGUCAACCCGCCCUCUUACACGGAUGUCUCCACGACGGGCGCGGGCUAUAAAGAUUCGACCACGGGCGCAAUCUUCCAGAGCUCAGGUGGUCGCUCGAUUGUGGAUGAUGCUCUGCACGGCCUGGGUCUCGCAGCUGUAGCAGUGGCAGCGACUGGUCUCGCGCUCCUGGGAGUCAGCAUUGACGACGAUGACUGCGUUUCUGCAUGCCAUGCUGGCUACUUGGCCGCGUGCGGGACCGGUGCCGCCGAGGCCGCCGAGGCUCUCUCGGUCAUCUCGCGUUGCUCUUACACGCAUGAGGUGGAAGAACGUGGGGUUGGCAUGGGAUUCGGACCUGGUGUUCCUGCUCCUCCUGCCCGCGACGCACGAUGGGUCGAGCUGGGCUCAAGCGCAACACUAUCAGGGAGAGAGCUCACCUUCAGUCCACUAUUAUAUAUUCCGUCCCCAUCGACUCGCACCUGGCCUCCGUUGUCUUUCUCGAAAGCACCUGCCCACCUACUCCAGACAUCGGACCCGUCACAUCUUCCGGCCACCUUGCGACCCGCAUAG